AUGAGACACGGCGAGGAAACCACGGUUCUCUUUGCAGACGAGGAGGCGAUGGGCUUGGAGACCGAGAACGAGGACGCUGUCUGUACACCCUGGGGACCGGUGCGAGGUCUCUGCAUACAGACAUUUCUCGCCUGUCCCACUUUCCCCCGCGACACACAAAGAGAAGCAGCGUCUGGAUCGCAGUUGCUCGCAGUCGGAGUCGCUGUUCUCAGGCGGCGCGGUUCUUCCUUUUCUUCCCUCUGGCCUCACUUCAUGGCUCUCGUCCUCGCGCUCUCCGCAGGGUCAGAGUCUCGAGUGGACUCCCUCGAGCUACGCGUCUCCGUCGGCGCUCCGCUUGUCCUUCUGCUCGGUCCCUCUGACUCUUCUUCACACGGAGUGGAGACAAUGUUUCGAGAUUGUCGAGGGAAGAACCUGCGAGAAAACAGAAACGAAAGUCCCAUAGUUAACGUCUUUUCCUUCUGUGGUUUCAUAUUUUCUCGGGGUAUUGUUUUCUCGAAGAUGCGUCUGUCAGAAACCGCGACAGAUCACGAGCAGACCUGUUUCACCGCACCUCAGGGGAUGCUGCGGUGUACAUACUGCACCUGCUCUCUCGCUGUGCAGCCUCCCGCGAUCUUCGAGUUGUGUAUCAUAUACGUUUCAGAGUGGGAGAAGGAGUCAGAGACAGUUCUGUCUCUGUACACAGCGAGGUUCAGAGGGCCUUCCGGCUGCUCUGUGCAUGCAGAAGAAAAGGGUAUCUUUCCAAGGGCCGAGAGUCGCCGCGUUCGACGUCUCGAGCGCAGAUUUUUGGGAUUUUUUCCGGAGACUUUUCAGUUUUUUCGCGAUCGCGAAGGGCCUUUGUUUUUGCGAGAGCGAAGCGCGCGCGUGCGAGAGGUGUCAGCCCAAGGGGCGCUGCGUGUCUUGUCAAAACUGAUUUUCUUGUCACAUUCACUUGGCUAG
Messenger RNA from Toxoplasma gondii ME49, 936 nucleotides. RefSeq lists its product as hypothetical. Bases 1 to 936 code for a protein of 311 amino acids. The transcript is spliced from 2 exons. The record is from RefSeq and is a predicted model, not a curated record. Lineage: Eukaryota; Apicomplexa; Conoidasida; Eucoccidiorida; Sarcocystidae.